AUGAGCCAAAACGGUUCCACUGUCGCGUGGAUCGGCGACAGCCAAGGGAUUCUGCAAAAGGUUUUGUUGCAGGGCGACCAACCACGGUUGCUGGCACCAUUGGAUGUGUCGAAGUUCGGACGCGAGAUUUCCAGAAGCAGUGCCCUGGACAGCGACGGCGCGUACGGUUAUUUCCUCAUCGGCCACAAGGUUGCACGGAUUCCGGUUGGCUCGUGCAAAAUAUACGAAACCUGCUCUCAGUGCAUAAAGAACCAGGAAGACCCGCUGCGGUGUGGAUGGUGCGGAGACCGCUGUGCCCACUUCGCCGAAUGUCCCGAUCGAGAAAAGUUUACCGUUGAACGCUGCCCAAUGGAGCUGGAGCGGGUAUAUCCGCUGAACGGACCUGUGUCCGGUGGAACUGUCAUCACGAUACUGGGUGACAACUUGGGCUCGCCUGAGCGCAAGCCUUACAGCAGUAUCGAGAUAUUAAUCGGCAACCGCACCUGUGACAUCGUCUUCUGGGUUUCGAAACAAGUGAAAUGCCGAACGCCCCCCGUGCAGCGCACCUCAAAAGUAGACAUUGUGAUAAGCGUAAAUGACAUUUUCAGCAACGCCGGCAAAAGUUACCAUGUUUCGCAAAAUCACACGGUUCCUUCUGGCUUCGAAUACAAGGUUGUGUCGUUCGAUGGAGUGGCACCUACUUAUGGACCAGUAGCUGGAGGAACUAACAUUUCUUUGAGCGGAGUUAACCUAGACAUUGGCUUAGAGCAGGUAGUGAAAAUCGGCAGAAGCUUAUGCGGAAUAAGAAGAGUGGAAAAUAAGUUUCUUCAUUGUUCAACGAGCUCCGUAAGCCCUAGAUCGCUUCAAAAGAUGCAAGUCAGGCUGGUUAUAGAUGGCGCUGAGGUUCCUUUCACUACGUCGGAUGGCCGACGCCCAACAUUCACUUACAUGCCGAACCCAGUGAUCGACAACAUCUCUCCAUCCAAUGCAACUUUCAGCGAGAACUUCACCCUUGUGGCGAACGGUGUCUUUCUGGACAGCGCCGCAGCUCCAAAGAUAGUAGUUCGAGUGGAUUCUCUCAACUUCAAGAAAAGACAGAUCUUAGUGAAGGACUGUCGCGUGUUGAUGGGAGGCCGCAAGAUGCUGUGUCCCGGACCGUCUCUGCUGCAGUUCUCAGUGAUCACCGGAGACGAACUGCGGAAUCACCGGUUUCGCGUGCCGGCGUUGAUUAGCUUCCACAUGGACGGCCUACGUCUGCCACCUGACCGCCUCGGCAAAGCGGGCUACUUCAGUUUCUACUACUUGCCGACGCCCGAAAUGGACAGCUACAUAGAGCCGGAAGUCACGACCAGCAUCUCGCUUACCACUGCGGUAAGCUCGACGUUCCUGGAGUGCUCGACGCCUGCCGUCGACAACAGAAGCAUGGUGGGCCAGGAGAUGCAAGUCAUCCUAACUAUAGACGGCAAGGAAGUUCCUUUCAUUCCAUCCGCCAUUCCGAGCUCCAAUUUCAUGUACAAGCCGGAUCCCGUCAUCGAUGACAUAAAACCCAAGAGGGCUACUUUCAGUCGGAACUUCUCCGUUGAAGUGACAGGCUCACAUCUGGACAGCGUUGCUCUGCCAGUCAUCAUCACUCAAGUGACCUCUCUGAGCCAAGAGCAGACAGAGUACAUAAGAAAGGAAUGUCGCGUUCUGGAGGGAGGCUCCAAGAUGCUGUGCCCUGGCACUUCCCUUAUGGAUUCAUCUGUUAUGAACCCGAGUGAUUUGAAAGCAUUGAACGACUCUGUUCCUGUGCGGAUCAGCUUCCAAAUGGAUGGACUGACUCUUCCACUGGCCGCAAGUGGCGACAAUGGACAUUUCACGUUUACCUACCAACCGGAGCCACAGUUCGAGCGAUUUCCUGAAGUGGAACGUGCCAUCGACCCCAGCGAACCUACAAUUAGGAUCACGGGACACCACUUCGAACUUUUUAUGGACCAUGAGGUGGUAUUGGUCCGUGUCAAUGGCUUGGACGACGCCUGCAAUCUCACCAAUGUGAGCUCUCGCUCAAUUGUUUGUAAGGUGAAGCCUGGCAUUCUGGAACAAGGUUCAUCUUUGGCGUUAGAGGUGGUGUAUGCGGGACAGAGCUACCCGGUUGGUGCCGUUAAGCUGGUGGCAGCUGAGCAGCCAGAUCCUCACGUUGAGGUCAUCGCUGGCUCAGCGGUGGCCGCCGUGCUCGCAGUGGUGCUUGCAGGCGUGGUGGUGUUCUUGUGCGGUCGCCGCCGCCGUCGUCAACGAGGCAAAGGCACUUGGCACACCGACUGCGUCGUUAGCCUCGAGAAGCGUCACAAUAAGAGUGACUCUUCGGUCAACACAUCAAAUCGCUACGUUCGAGAGGGAAACGCUGACGUCCAACAAGCACUCAUGGAAGUCCCACUUGACAUCGACGAAGCAACCAUAGCUAUGCUUGAAAGAGAUAACUUACUGAUUCAUCGAGGCCUGCUUCAUCUGGGCCCUGUUAUCGGUCAAGGUCACUUCGGUUGCGUCUACCUUGGUACUAUGAAGCUGGAAGGCAAAGGUCAAGUUCAACCAGUAGCCGUGAAAACUCUGCAUAACAGUUCUCGCGGUGGCGAGGUUGACUGCAUGGCGUUCUUGGAGGAAGCACUCAUCAUGAAAGACUUUCACCAUGUGAAUGUUCUACCGCUCAUUGGGCUGAGCAUCGACAAGGCUGAUGGUCUCAUGGUCAUCAUACCCUACAUGAAAUACGGCGACCUGCUGUCCUACAUACGGGACGAGAGAAAUACGCCAACAGUAAAGCAACUGAUAACAUUCGGAGUCCACGUGGCCCAAGGCAUGAAGUACCUGGCCGACACAAAGUUCGUGCAUAGGGACCUCGCGGCUCGGAACUGCAUGCUGAGUGAAGAUUUUAUUGUCCGUGUCGCCGACUUCGGCCUCUCUCGCGACGUUUACGAGAAGGACUACUACAGCGGGGAUAACAAGAAGACUAAGCUGCCUGUCAAGUGGAUGGCGCCAGAAAGCUUGGAGAAGGGAAUCUACAAUCACAAGACUGACGUAUGGUCAUACGGCGUGCUCUUAUGGGAGCUGAUAACUCGAGGUGUGACGCCGUAUCCUGAAGUGGACAACUGGGACAUCGUAGACUUUCUCAAGCAAGGACGUCGGAUGAAACAGCCAAGCUUCUGCCCUGACGAGAUGUACGCCAUUAUGCUCAGGUGCUGGCAGGACGACCAUAAAAAGAGACCUUCGUUCGCGAAGCUAGUCACGGACAUCACCAAUAUCCUCGCUAGCCUCGAGAAGAAAAAGAGGAAUAAGCGGCUUGGUUUGAAUGUCACCUACAUUAACUGUCCGCGCCCUGAUCCGACCGACGAGGCCGGACCAUCUACAGAAUCUCACCCUGUAUAGGCCUCGUCACACAAACAUCCGUCGCGGUUGUCUAGUGGUUAUGGUGCUUGACUGCUGACCCGAUGGUCGCGGGAUCGAAUCCCGGCCAUGACGGCCGCAUUUAGAUGGAGGCGGAAUGCUGGAGGUCCGUGUACUUAGAUGUAGGUGCACGUUAAAGCACCCCAGAUGGUAGGAAUUCCCGGAGCCCUCCACUAAGGCGUCCCUCAUAAUCACAUCGUAUUUUUCGGACGUAAACCUUAACAAGUAUUAUUAUUAUAGUCGUGAU
Rhipicephalus sanguineus (brown dog tick) is the source of this 3640-nucleotide messenger RNA. Its product is annotated as hepatocyte growth factor receptor. The record is from RefSeq and is a predicted model, not a curated record. Bases 1 to 3375 code for a protein of 1124 amino acids. Lineage: Eukaryota; Metazoa; Arthropoda; Arachnida; Ixodida; Ixodidae. Gene Ontology annotation, biological process: positive regulation of kinase activity; multicellular organism development; protein phosphorylation. Gene Ontology annotation, molecular function: protein binding; transmembrane receptor protein tyrosine kinase activity; ATP binding. Gene Ontology annotation, cellular component: signaling receptor complex. The transcript is spliced from 21 exons.